Molecule: messenger RNA, 540 nt
Organism: Fonsecaea erecta
Lineage: Eukaryota; Fungi; Ascomycota; Eurotiomycetes; Chaetothyriales; Herpotrichiellaceae
Exons: 2
Coding region: 1-540 (179 amino acids)
Source: RefSeq, a predicted model, not a curated record
AUGACCACCUUUCUCAGCCUGCCCUUGGAGAUCCGAGAAAUAAUCUACAACCUCACUCUCCCGGUACAGCAACUCAAAGUACAGGCAUUCUGCGACCAGGCAUGGUCAGACGCUGAGAAACCAGCUGGCAUCCCAGGCCUUCUCCUGGUCAAUAAAGCGGUCUCUGAAGAAGCUGCCACCGUCUUCUAUUCUCGGGCCGUGCUCAAUAUCGCCCCCUUACGCAUCCCUCCCUAUCUCUCACACUCGUUGGGGGGCGACGGUGCAAAGCUCAAUCUAGCCUUCGGCCUGGAUAUCGAAUUUGCGUCUGUCCCGCGCCGUCACUUGCAGCGCAUCACCAGGUCGCACAUCUACAGUGGCCAGCAUGAUGCCAUCUCGGCCGAAGCAUACGAAGCACUUUUACGCUGGCUUGUCGAAAACACUGCCGUGCAGACGAUUUACUUGUCUCCGCGCCUGAUGACAAGAUUGCGAGGGGCCAGGGUCGAUACCAGUGCCACUUCGCCAUCGUCGAUCGCCGCCGUGGGAAGUGAUGCGCAUACGUGA